AUGCAAGAGACUGACGAUGAAACUUUACCAUUGACAGAUUCCGACCAUUCUUCUUAUACAAUAUCAGAGGCAUCAGCUCCUCAGCAGUUUAGCGAGCCAGAGCUGAAUGACCUUGUGCGUGAUUUGGGACUCUCCAGAAAUUCAGCAGAAGUGCUAGCUUCUAGGUUGCAAGAAAAGGCUCUUUUGGACAAAAUGACAAAAGCUUCAUAUUUCCGAAAUAGAGACAGGAGCAGCCUGAAGUGUAUUCUACUACAUAAUGGCAAUCUCUAUGCAGCUUUUCCAGUAGGCUAUUCUGUGUGUUUACGAGAGGAAUAUGAUGACGUUAAAACUGCGAUUGGCCUACUGAAACACCACGAGGACAACUGGACAAUCUGCGUGGACCCGAAAAUGAUGAACGUCCUCCUUAGUCAACAAAGAAUUUACAAAAUCUCCAUCUUCAGCGGCUUGCUACUAUUCACGUGUGUCUACUUGGCAGGUACCUGGGUGACCUUCAGCCCCCUGGUGUCCGAGGAGACAGCGGAGGAGAUCGUGACCGUGGCGUACGAGGCGGGCAUCAACCUUUUCGAUUUGAGUGAGGCUUACAGCGGCGGUCGGGCCGAGAUCCAGCUGGGUAACAUCUUGAAAAAGAAAGGCUGGCGGAGGUCCUCAUACCAUGUAAUCACCAAGGUGUACUGGAACUCAAAGGGUGACGAGCGAGGAUUAUCCCGGAAGCACAUCAUAGAGUCAGUCAAAUCUUCGUUAGAACGUCUUCAGCUGGACUACAUCGAUGUUAUCAUCAUCCAUCGAGCUGACGACAUGUGUCCUAUGGAAGAGGUGGUGCGCGCGGCGUCGCACUGCAUAGACCAGGGUUGGUGCAUGUACUGGGGCACCUCCCGCUGGUCGGCCGUCGAGAUCAUGGAGGCGUGGACCAACUGCCGCCAGUUCAACUGCAUCACGCCCAUCGUGGAGCAGAGCGAAUAUCACCUCUUCUGCAGGAGCAAGACAGAGCUCUAUCUGCCUGAGAUCUACAACAAGAUCGGAGUUGGCACCAUGGCGUGGUCACCGCUCGCCAUCGGCCUCAUCUCCAGCAAGAUGGACGAUGGCAUGCCAGUUUUCACUCGGCAGUCUUUCAAGGUAACGUGA
This is a messenger RNA of Penaeus indicus, 1122 nucleotides long. Its product is annotated as voltage-gated potassium channel subunit beta-2-like. NCBI's taxonomy places the organism in Eukaryota, Metazoa, Arthropoda, Malacostraca, Decapoda, Penaeidae. The coding region runs from base 1 to 1122 and encodes 373 amino acids. The transcript is spliced from 6 exons. The record is from RefSeq and is a predicted model, not a curated record. Gene Ontology annotation, molecular function: potassium channel regulator activity; transmembrane transporter binding; voltage-gated potassium channel activity. Gene Ontology annotation, biological process: regulation of potassium ion transmembrane transport; potassium ion transport. Gene Ontology annotation, cellular component: cytoplasm; voltage-gated potassium channel complex.